Molecule: messenger RNA, 906 nt
Organism: Cryptosporidium ubiquitum
Lineage: Eukaryota; Apicomplexa; Conoidasida; Eucoccidiorida; Cryptosporidiidae
Product: PP2C phosphatase
Exons: 1
Coding region: 1-906 (301 amino acids)
Source: RefSeq, a predicted model, not a curated record
AUGAAGUAUCUCCCAAUGGUCAGUUCUUCAUUUAAUUCUACUACGUAUAACCGGCUUUUGACGAGAUUUGGAAGCAAGCAAAGGUCAGUGUCUAGUAAGAACAGGAUACUACUAACAGGUGUGUACACAUCAAGGAAUCCAACCAAGCCAUUAGGAUGUGAAAAUGAGGAUUCUUGUUCUGUAGGAGCAAGCCACAUUUGUGUUGCGGAUGGAGUUGGUGGUUGGAUUUCUCAAGGAGUUAGUUCAGCCUUGUAUAGUAGACAGCUUGUAAAGUACAUAGAAAUGAGUAUUAAUGAUUACACUAAAGGUAAAAAAUGUGAAUUAGACAGAGAAAAGUUUAUGGAAAUGGUGAACAAGUCCUACGAAAAUAUGAAAUCUUCCAAGAUUAUUGGAAGUUCUACACUUUGUUUGACUUAUUUGGAUAACAAUAAGCUUCAUGUAUUUAACUUAGGAGAUUCAAAGUGUGUAAUAUAUAGAAAGGAUGAAAAGGAGGUUAUUUUUGAAUCAGAGAUUCAACAACAUAACUUUAACACACCUUUUCAGUUAGGGACAGGUAGCAUUGAUACUCCGUAUAAUGCGGAUUAUAUGAUAUUAGAGGGAAUUAAAUCUGGGGAUGCCAUAAUUGUAGCAACUGAUGGAUUAUGGGACAAUGUUUCAAUGGAUAAGGUUAUUCACAUAGUUGAUAGUAAUUUGCUGUAUGAACCACAGAAAAUUGCAGAAAAGCUUGGGAGGGAGGCUCUACAGCUAUCUUUGAGCUCCAAACACAUCUCUCCAUAUUCUAUGAAUUUAAAUAAUUAUUUAUUAAACCAGAGAUUUCAGUCAAAUAUUUCAUCCAACCGUAAUUUUAGUUUGGUAGCAGGAGGUAAGCCUGACGAUAUCACCGUAUUAAUAGGGGUAGUCCAAUAA